Molecule: messenger RNA, 1997 nt
Organism: Stylophora pistillata
Lineage: Eukaryota; Metazoa; Cnidaria; Anthozoa; Scleractinia; Pocilloporidae
Product: ubiquitin carboxyl-terminal hydrolase 39
Biological process (GO): mRNA processing; protein deubiquitination; spliceosomal complex assembly
Molecular function (GO): cysteine-type deubiquitinase activity; zinc ion binding
Source: RefSeq, a predicted model, not a curated record
AUGAGCUUUCGACUUUUAACUUUGCAGAAUCCUACAGGAAGUGUUUCAUGUCAUCACAAGUUUAUACCCAGUUUCCAAGUUCGAAAAACGAAACAAGAUGAACACUGCUCACAGUUAGAACACAGUGCUUAUCAGAGUAGACAUUGUCCUUAUCUUGACACCAUAGACAGGCAUGUUCUUGAUUUUGAUUUUGAGAAGCUGUGUUCUGUGUCAUUAUCUCACAUCAAUGUGUAUGCCUGCUUGGUGUGUGGAAAGUAUUUUCAAGGCCGUGGACGGCGCUCUCAUGCUUACACACAUAGUGUACAAGUUGAUCAUCACGUUUUUCUUAAUCUCCAUACACUCAAGUUUUACUGUUUACCUGAUAACUAUGAAGUUAUUGACUCUUCUUUAGAUGACAUAAAGUAUGUCUUAAACCCAACGUUCACCAAAAAUGACAUUACGCUGUUGGAUAAAUCAGCAAAGCUGUCCAGGGCGUUUGAUGGCACUACUUAUCUACCUGGAAUUGUUGGAUUGAAUAACAUCAAAGCAAAUGAUUACCUGAAUGUAGUAUUACAGGCAUUGGCAUUUGUUCCACCAAUUCGGGAUUUUUUCCUUCGAGAAGAAAACUAUCAAAGCAUCAAGCGUCCUCCUGGAGAUAUCAUGUUUCCCCUAGUAAACAGGUUUGGAGAGCUAAUAAGAAAAAUUUGGAAUCCACGUAACUUUAAAGCCCAUGUCAGCCCUCAUGAGAUGUUGCAGGCUGUGGUGCUUUGUAGCAAAAAGAGAUUCCAGUUUACUGAACAAGGUGAUCCAGUGGAGUUUUUAUCAUGGUUUCUUAACUCUCUGCAUACAACUCUUGGUGGAACAAAGAAGGCAACAAGCAGUGUUAUUUACAAAACUUUUCGAGGCAAGAUGAAGGUGACAUCUCGAAAACUUCCCCAGACUGAGAAUGAGGAAGAAAUUAAGAAGGUUGUGGAUGAAGAAGAAUAUAAAGAAAAAACAACUGAUUCACCCUACAUGUACUUGAUGUUGGAUAUUCCGCCAUCACCACUUUACAAGGAUGAAUAUCAGCAGAACAUCAUUCCACAGGUGCCAUUGUUCCAGCUUUUAAGUAAAUUUGAUGGCAAAUCAGAAAAGGAAUAUAAAACAUACAAGGAAACAUUUGUCAAGAAGUUUGAACUCACAAAGUUACCAACCUAUCUGAUCAUGUGUGUUAAGAGAUUUACAAAGAACAUGUUCUUUGUGGAGAAGAAUCCCACUGUUGUGAACUUUCCAGUCAAGGGGGUGGACAUGGCAGAGUUCCUAGUUUCAGACCCAAGUGUACAAGAUGCUCAUCCCCAUACUCAAUAUGAUCUGAUUGCAAAUGUUUGUCAUGAAGGAGAGCCAAGCAAAGGAGCUGGAACUUUCAAAGUUCACAUCCUACACAAAGGUGCAAACAAGUGGUUUGAGCUUCAAGAUCUUCAUGUUAAAGAGAUUUUGCCUCCAGUGAUAACUCUCUCUGAUUCAUAUAUACAGAUUUAUGAGUUACAAAAGGAUAAAGCAGCGAUGGAUACUGUUUAGUCAGAAAGAGAAGAAAAAAGUGGAAAGGGAUUAGGUCCCAUGAGUGUGAACCUGAAAUAAAAGUUACAACUUUACUGCUGUGGCUAUGAAAUUUCAAGACACUUUUCAGCUGAGGGAAACCAACUCAGUUCAAUACAACUGAUGAAAAGUCCAAAUAAAGUUAACUGGCAAAUCCAGACUUACCAUUAAGCUUCCUUUUGGUCUCUAUAGUGUUCUCCUAAAAGAGCCAGAAUGGUGUGGCAAUACUCUGUUUAUUUUCACAUUUAGCCUCAAAAAGAGCCUUUUCUUGUUGUUCAGUUAUAAGCGCAUUGUACAUAGGUUGUAUUUUUAUGGAAUAGAAACUUUUAAUGAGUAGUCUUUUUUUUUAUGGCACCUACUAUUGGUGAGACUUGAGUUUGUUAUACUCAUCUGUAAUUCCAUUUCAAUACAUGCAAUAAAAAGAGCUAAAUCAUUCAUUGAAA